AUGACGGCAGCGUCUGCACUCUCACAGCCGGGUUCAGAUGGAGUUUAUGUGACCAUGAAGAGUUCGACUCACAGCAUCGCCACCCAAACCAGCCAAACACCGUCUGCUGCAGCCGCCUUCUUCAUCAGGGCGGCUCAGAAGCUCAGUCUGUCCCGCAGGAAGAAGUCCCAGCCGGGCCCCGCCUCUCCACCCAGUGAGGCCCCAGGGCCCCUGGUCUACACUGGUGGCUUCAGUGGCGCCCUGCAGCUCUCCCCACCCGCAGUCCCACCAUGCCUCCUCCGGGCCGGGUCAAAGGUCAAGGACGCGCCAGGGAUGGGGAAGGUCCGAGUGAUGGUCCGGAUCUGUUCGGUGCACAGCAGCAAGUCCUCAGAGUCCAUGUCCCUGCUCAAAGUGGACAGCAGGAAGAAGCAGCUGACUCUCUGCGAGACGUCCGCCAGCGGACUCUCCGCCGCCGCCCCGAGGCGCUCCUCGACCUCUGCUCCAAAGACCUUCAUGUUCGACGCUGUCUUCUCCCAGGAUGCUUCACAGGCUGAGGUGUGUUCGGGGACGGUGGCCGAGGUCAUCCAGUCGGUGGUUAGCGGAGCGGACGGCUGCAUCUUCUGCUUCGGACACGCUAACUUGGGUAAGACAUACACCAUGAUUGGUCGGGACUGCUCCACCCAGAGUCUGGGCGUGGCUCCCACAGCCGUCUCCUGGCUGUUCAAGGUGAUCGAGGAGCGGAGGGAGAAGAGUGGAGCUCGUUUCUCUGUCCAAGUGUCCGCUGUAGAGAUCUCCGGUCGGGAGGAGACGCUCACCGACCUCCUGGCUGAACCCUCGUCCUCCUCAGCUGGGGGCCACCAGGAGGCCCUGGGGCCCGCGGUGUCACUGCAGGAAGAUCCCCUCUGUGGAUCCCAGCUGCAGAACCAGACGGAGCUGCGGGCGACCAACGCAGAGCGAGCAGCGUUUAUCCUGGACGCCGCCCUGGCAGCUCGGAGGAGCAGCCGGGCGCCAAGCGACCAGGAGGCUCGGAGGAACUCGCACUUCCUGUUCACCCUGCACCUCUACCAGGAGAGGCUGGAUAAGAGCAAUAAGGCAGCAGGUCGGUGUGUGUUUGUCUUGUCUGGUCGGAGCCGUCUCCACCUCCUGGAUCUGGGAAGCUGUGAGACAGACAUCAGCAGGACCAGAGAGGGAGGCGGAGGUCAGUGUCUGUCUCUGUCCGCGCUGGGAAACGUCAUCCUCGCCCUCGCCAACGGAGCCAAGCACGUUCCCUACAGGGACAGUAAGCUCACCAUGCUGCUCAGUGAAUCCCUGGGAAACAUCAACUGUCAAACCACCAUGAUCGCCCACAUCUCCGACUCCCCGACAAACUACAUGGAGACGCUGACCACGGUGCAGCUUGCCUCCCGCAUCCACCGCAUGAGGAAGAAGAAGUCCAAGUAUGCCUCCAGCUCAUCCGGAGGGGAGAGUUCCUGUGAGGAAGGCCCGUCCCAUCGACCUCCUCAUCUGCGACCUUUCCACAUACGGACCAUGGCCCUUGACCCAGACACGCCACUGCUGCUCUCCAGCGACCCUGACUAUUCCUCCAGCAGUGAACACUCCUGCGACACCGUCAUCUACGUCGGGCCUGGAGGAACGGCCAUCUCAGACCGAGAAUUAAGCGACAACGAGGGACCACCGUCCUUUGUUCCUAUCAUCCCCUCCCUGAAUAAAAAGCGAGUCAAAGAUGCACCCAGGUCUGAUGGGGAUCACUUCAAGUGUAACACAUUUGCAGAGCUGCAGGAGAGACUUGACUGCAUCGAUGGCAGCGAGGGCCCGGCUGUGUUCGGCACAGAGGGCAAAGCACCACAAGCAGCAGCGCUCAGGACUCAGACUGGAGCCGCUAAACCCACAGAGGCAACUUCUCCACCCAAAUCUGAUAAGAACUCCUCCCACAGGUUCUUAGAAAGCACACCAACAACAAGCACAAAUAAACCAGAUCAGGAACAAUCCAAAUUCCCUUCAGUCGGUGGCCUCAUGGACAGUUCCAAACGAACUAGUGCAGAUGGGGAGAAACUAUCAGCCCCCUUUCAGCCAUGUGUGGUGAAGUCCAGUGGAUUUUUUCCCCAGGACUUAGAACCUGUUGUGCGAGAGAAGGUCUACCUCAAAGGAGGUGUACCUAAGCCGUCGGCCUCACCAUCCUUACCCAGGACAUUCAGGGCUGCAUCUCAGCCUGGGGAGGUUGUCGGCAGGACUCCCCCUGUGGGUAUGAGUCAACAAGCACUGAGGCAAGACCAACCAGUGGGGUCCCCUAACCCGGAAAGGGUCCCUCAUACAAGCAGAAGCUCUAUGGAGGUGAACGAUCUUCGGGCAACUCUGUUAGGAAGAUGCCUCGACAGGGAUUUCCUGAGGACGACGGUUACACUGCAGCAGCCUGUGGAGCUCAACGGGGAGGAUGAGCUGGUGUUUACAGUUGUAGAGGAACUUCCUCAUGCCCUCAUCCCCGACAAUGGCCACCCCUCCAACCUACUCAGCUUCAACAGUGACUGCUCUCUGCAGGCAGUAGCCUCUGGCUCCCGCCCUGUAAGCAUUAUCAGCAGUAUUAACGACGAGUAUGAUGCUUACACAUCUCAGCGAGGAGCUGUGGGACCCAGGGCUGAGGUUGGCACCGCGUGCCAGGAAAUGCUAGUUUCCCAACAUGGCCACAAGCAAUCAGCUGUUGGCUCUUGGCCCAGUGAAGUGAGUGCUGAAUCAUCUGAAAGUGAAAGCAUUCAUUCAAUAAGAAGCCUUUACUUGAGGGACAAAAACAUGUCAACAGAGAGUGCAUCCACACUGACCUCGGCAAGUAUAUUUCUUAAACAGCCAUUUUUGCAGCAUGGCAUCAAGAGCUCCCUGAAUGACAGUGGCUGUUUCUCAGAGCUGGACAGUAACCACGCUACUCCAAACAAACCUUCCUUUACCAAGUGUCCUCCCUCCCCUGACUCAACCAAAGCCUCUCUCAAAGGCUCUCUCAAAAUGAGAGCCAAUACUCUAAACACUUCAGCCCAGAACCCCCAUCACACCACCCAUUCCAGUCUUCCCAGAAAAACCAAGCCUACCUCAUCUGCAACUGUGAGCUGCAGCAGACAGGAAGGCAGACAUGAUGACUUUUUGCUUCAGGGAAGUAGUGACUGUGAUCCCAGAGAGGUUGAGUUUCUGUCUGCAGGUAAGCCACCAAGAAGUGGCAUGAGUAGUGUUUCCUCUAAAAGGGCCGGAGUAAACAGUAACAGUGUACCUCAACCCCCAAAGGCACAAGGGUCAUCUUCAGCUCAGAGGGUUGUGGAUGGUUGUGAGAGGUCCAGCAGCAGGAGAGGAGACACUCUCAUCAAGGUGCCACGACUCACUCGAGGUGCAACGACUCUAGGAACUGUUUCCAUUCCUCAGAGUUGUGAAUCAAAAUGGGGUCAUGAGGGCACUUCAGUAAUGGGUACCCUGAGGUUUUCAUCCUUGGGAAAAAAGUCAAAUGAGCAGAAGAGCACCGUCAUAUUCAAGUCUGGAUCUGGAAACAUCUCUACUCCUGCUCCACCUGUCAGACAACCAAGCCAAGAACAAAAGACAAGGACUGCACUAUCUCCAAGUGCCUUAAAAACAAGCAGUGACAUUGGAAAGUCCUCAUUUCCUAAAACAUCGACCUCAGAGGAAGAAUUCAACAGGCUGCGGGCAGAUUCUUUCAGCCACAGGACAUCAAGUGUAAAACCUGAACAUUGCUCUGCCAGGACAUCUUCUAGCCUGAAGACUCGUGGGGCCAAAGCAGAGUCCUCCAGGUACUACGGCAGUCUGAUGUCUCUGGAAAGAUGCGACAGUCAAACUUUAGCUGGGUCCAGGCAUGAGCUGUUCAGGGAGAACAGUGGUGCUACUUUAGGAGGCAACGGCAGGUCCAACAGAUCAGUGCCAAGACUGGGGCUUCCAGCAUCAGCCUCCACAUCUGCUGCUGCUUCUUCCCAAGUUUCUCCUGGUGUCUUUGCAAUUACAAGCAAACUGGGGCAGGUCAAAGGCAACAGCAGCUCGCGAGCAGCAGUCUCUGUUGGAUCAAAGGUUCGGACCCUGUCUACCAGUAGUUCCAAGAGCCUGAGCACCUCCUCUAAACCUCUUGAUAAUGUAGUUGGUCGCAACACCAGCCUACCUCCAACUAGUAAGUCCCCAGCUCGGUCAGGGACGGGAGCCAAGAUGGGAAGAGGCACCAUCAUGGGCACAAAGCAGGCCAUCAGCAGGGCGGCUAACAGCCGUGUUAGUGAGCUAGCCACCGGGAGCCCAAGGAAGCAGCUCAGCAGGGGGCCCGGAGCAACAGGAAAUGAUGGCACUGACAGUGGGAUGAGUAGUGUCAGCGAAUCACCAAUCAACACGCCACUACCGUCACCUUACAGCAAGAUCACUGCGCCUCGAAGGCCGCAGCGUUACAGCAGUGGGCAUGGCAGUGACAACAGCAGCAUUCUCAGUGGGGAGCUGCCCCCCGCCAUGGGUCGCACCGCCUUGUUUUACCACAGUGGGGGGAGCAGCGGCUAUGAGAGCAUGAUCCGAGACAGCGAGACCACUGGCAGCACUUCAUCAGCUCACGACUCCAUGAGCGAGAGUGGAGUGUCCUCGUCCAAUAGAAGCAGAGUUUCUAAAUCGCCCAAGAAGAGAGGAAAUGGUUUCCAGCGGCGGCGUCUGAUCCCAGCUCCCCUCCCGGACACCUCCUCUCUGGGCAGGAAGGUGGGGGGUCAGUGGGUGGACCUGCCACCGCUGGGGGGCUCCCUGAAGGAGCCCUUCGAGAUAAAGGUGUACGAGAUCGACGACGUGGAGCGCCUGCAGAGGAGGAAGGAGGAGCAUCAGACUGAGCAGCCCUUCCACGACGUGGAAAAGGGUCUGCUGUACUUUAAUGCCCGGCUGAGGAUGCUGGAGAAGAGGCAGCAGCAGAUCAGAGAGCUGAAGAGCAAACACGAGAGGCUGAAGGUGGAGCUGGAGGAGGCCAAGAGCCGGCUGAUGCUGGACCCGAGCAAAUGGAGCGGAGAGUUUGACGUGGACCAAGACCUGGACCGGGAGUCCCAGGAGUAUCUGGAGGCUCUGGCUCAGGCCACGGCAGAGCUGGAGUACUGCGUCAACCUCUGCAAGUCCCGCGUCAUGAUGGAGACCUGCUUUGACAUCGCCGUGACGACGGCCGCCGCCGCCGUGCAGGGAGGGCAACAGGAAGUGGAGGUGUGAGAGGUUUCUUAAAAGAGCUGGAUACUGCCCCGCCCCUGUGGUCCCUCCCCUGACCCACCACAGACCGCCGCUAUAAAAGAGUCUGACAGCACGUCCACAGUGGCGAUGAUUACUCUCUGUAUCAUCUGUGUGGAGCCAUGUUGGUCCGUCAGUGAAAUAUCUACAACAACUUUUGGACGGAUCGCUGUGAGGAUAUCGUUAUCUCUGAUCAAUAAACCAUAAAUCCACAGAAAAAAGACGGUUCUUACAUCUGCAGAACCUUCAUGUUUCCUUCAGUGUCACAGGAAUCAGCUGGGGAGACAUCUGAGGAGCAUUUACAGGGUCUCGUUCUCCAGAUAGGCUUCAUAAGCCCCACCCCUUCCUCCUCUGUUCUCCAAUCACAGCUGAGCAAGAUAUGCUAUAUGCUAAGCUAAUCUAUGCUGAAAAGACAACCACAUUUUGAAGAUGGUUAUAAGAUAAAAGACACAUAUAUAUAUAGACACAUCUUAAGUUAGAUAAUGUUAGCAAUAUGCUAGCUAAUUAGCUAGUGAAUCUACAUCAACCAUUAGCUAUCUAUCUAAAUGUGGUUUUCAACAGAUAACAGAUUAUCUUAGCAUAUAGCAUAUCUACAGGAAGCAAAUUAUUUGCCCCAGGAUGGUGAAGUCAUGACAAGCCCUACUCUCUGAUUGGCUGGUACUCAUAGCCUUUGUUGGGUGGUUGGUUGAGUUUACGUAUGAGGAGUGGGAUUGGUCAGGGUUAGCCAAUCAGAGGCGUGACAGGAAAUGAGAAAGUUGACCAGCUUCCAAACAACGUAGGAAGGGUCAAUAGUUUGUGUUGUCAUACUGGUUCUCAAAUAGCCCUUUAUGUAGAUGUUAGCAUGUUAGCAUCUACAAGAUUAACGUUUUUUUUACUAUUUUCACACAAAAGUCAAACAAGAGGGAAAAUAAUUUCAAAUAGGAGUUGAAGGAGGGAGCAGGAGGUAAAAACAUGAGGCUCAUCCAGAUUACGCUCACUGACCGGAGGCUGAUUAAUGUGUGAAACAUCCCAACAGAGGACACGCUGCAGUAUCCAGUUCUUAUAAUACGUCACUUUAUCCAACAGCUCUGGACACAGGAAGUAAAGACAGGACGCGUUGGUGACGAGUUUCUGAAGGAAAAUCGAACGUUUGUGGAUUCAUCUGAUGUUUGUUCUCUCUGGAGACGUCUGGAGGAACUCCCUGCUGGUCCUGGAUCAGAU
Messenger RNA from Morone saxatilis (striped sea-bass), 6390 nucleotides. It is a transcript of the gene kif26aa, whose product is annotated as kinesin family member 26Aa. The transcript is spliced from 15 exons. The coding region runs from base 1 to 5175 and encodes 1724 amino acids. Gene Ontology annotation, molecular function: microtubule binding; microtubule motor activity; ATP binding. NCBI's taxonomy places the organism in Eukaryota, Metazoa, Chordata, Actinopteri, Moronidae. Gene Ontology annotation, biological process: microtubule-based movement. The record is from RefSeq and is a predicted model, not a curated record.